This is a messenger RNA of Coniophora puteana RWD-64-598 SS2, 426 nucleotides long. Its product is annotated as histone-fold-containing protein. Lineage: Eukaryota; Fungi; Basidiomycota; Agaricomycetes; Boletales; Coniophoraceae. The record is from RefSeq and is a predicted model, not a curated record. The coding region runs from base 1 to 426 and encodes 141 amino acids. Gene Ontology annotation, cellular component: nucleus. Gene Ontology annotation, biological process: regulation of DNA-templated transcription. The transcript has 3 exons. Gene Ontology annotation, molecular function: protein heterodimerization activity.
AUGAUCAGCGAGGAAAACAUUUCUCAGGCCAAUGAAGCCAUGGAGACUCAGUCACAACCGGAUCUCGUUGGCGAAGACACGCAAGCGUUUGAGGAUGGCGCGGACGAGGCGGGGCCUGCACAGAAGAGCAGUAGCAAGAAGGACAAGGCCCCUGCUCAGCGGGAACGAGAUCCGGGAAAGUCACUCUUGCCGUUCUCGAGGGUACAGAAGAUCAUAAAAGCGGACAAGGAUCUACCAAUAGUCGCUAAAGAUGCGACAUUACUUAUAUCUCUGGCUACUGAGGAGUUUAUCAAGAGGCUCUCGGGGGCAUGCCACCGGCUUGCUGAGCAGGAACGGAGAGCUACGGUGCAGCAGCGGGACGUAGCAACUAUUGUCAGAAGAGCUGAUGAGUUCUUGUUCCUCGAUGGUACUGUAUUACUUUGCUAG